Messenger RNA from Funneliformis mosseae, 742 nucleotides. Lineage: Eukaryota; Fungi; Glomeromycota; Glomeromycetes; Glomerales; Glomeraceae. The record is from the annotation of a GenBank genome assembly.
AUGGAAACUGAAAUUCGAAAUUCUCAGUCGGAUAAAAAUGAUAUAGUUGGUAUUGAAACCUUGUUUACUGGUUUUAGAGAAGCAUUAGACCAACAUUAUAAUAGAAGAGAAAGAAUCAUCAAAUGUUCAAGGGAUAUUACAUAUUUGAGUAAAAAGUUAAUAUUUCUUGCUCAUAGAGCAAACCAAAAAACAUUAAAAUCGGUUUUAGAAGAAGCAGCAACAAAGAAAAAAGAAAUACUUGAAUUAUUUCAACAAAUUUCUUGUGAUUUAGAAGAUGCAAAUUAUUAUAGGUAUCACAAAAAUAUUUCUCCUGCAAUUCAGGAAUAUAUUGAAGCUGUGUCAUUUCUAGAAUACUUGGAGCAUGAUCGAUUAAUCCCUAAGGAUAAUGUUGAUUCAGAUUUUAAAGACCAAUCGGGCAAACUUUUUCUUCACGUUUUAGCUGAAGAUUAUGUUUUAGGUAUAGCUGAUCUAACAGGCGAAUUAAUGCGUUAUGCUAUUAAUAGUAUUGGCAAAGGUGACCAUAAUCGCGCCAUACAAGUUUGUCAAUUUUUAAGGAUUUUAAAGGCUGAUUAUGAUGCCUUUAAAAUUCCAAGCAAGUCUCCAUUAGCAAAAAAAAUGGAAGGAAUUAAAAUGAAUUUAGCAAAGGUCGAAGACGCUUGCUACGCUUUUACGAUCAGAGGUUCUGAAUAUCCAAAAGAAUUUUAUCAACAUAUAGUUAGUAUGCAUUCGAGAAAUUAUGAAG